AUGGUCUUUGUCAAAUCGCUCACUGGGCGCACUUUGUGCUUGGAUGCCGUCAAUGUCUUGACCAUCAAGCAACAAAUCGAAUCGUCGGAAGGAAUUCCAUCUGAAGACCAAAGACUCAUUGUCAACGGUUAGUUUUGUGGCAAAUCCGCUGAAUCUCGAGAGAAUCAGAUGUGCAAUUCUGCCGCUGAUUCUUGAGGACAGACCCGGCUAAACAUGUUCUUGAACUUCAACGUUUAGGUCAUCAGCUCGAGGAUGAUGAAACCGUCGAGGAAGACUCCACUGUCUACCUUUCCCUCAGCUUGCUCGGAGGAGCCAAGAAGAGAAAGAAGAAGGUUUACACCACACCAAAGAAGAACAAGAGAAAGCCAAAGAAGGUCAAGCUCGCCGUCUUGAAAUACUACAAGGUUAGUAGCGGUGGAGAUUUUUAGGUUUUAUAAUCAAACUGGCUAUGAUGAUGAAAUUUUGAUAUGGUGUCAGGACCUCUGAGAGUUCCGUGACUGAGGUUUAGAGUUCCUGAGCCGGUUUGAAGCAUAUUUAUUAAUUUAUCUUCUGUUUACAAGUAUAAAUGCAUAUUAUUUCAGAUCGAUGAGAACGGAAAAGUCACCAGACUCCGCAAGGAAUGCCAACAACCAACCUGCGGUGGAGGAGUCUUCAUGGCCCAACACAACAACAGACACUACUGCGGUAGAUGCCACGACACCCUUGUCGCCGACAACAGCGCCGGAGCCUCAGGAGAAAAGGGAGGAAAGAAGGGAAAGAAGUAA
Molecule: messenger RNA, 764 nt
Organism: Caenorhabditis angaria
Lineage: Eukaryota; Metazoa; Nematoda; Chromadorea; Rhabditida; Rhabditidae
Source: the annotation of a GenBank genome assembly